CUUCUGCUUUUGGAAUGUCAUGAUGCCUUUGAUGAAGUGACGAAUCUCUUAACUCUUCUCACCGCCCUCGAACAGCUGCGCGACGCCCUUCCAUUUCCACCGCCCCUCUUGCCGUUUCAGGAGCAUUGGAGCUUCUUCCGCGACACCGACCACCACCAUCUUUCUGAGCCCAAUCCUCGCAUUCACAUCUCUCCACAAAUCUCAUCCCCAAAGCCGCUUUCGACCUUCUCUCAACACUCACAUCCCAACCAUCUCCGCAAGCACAAUGGCCACCGAGACGACCAAAGUCGUGCCGCUCACCUGCCACGGGCACUCGCGCCCCAUCACGCACAUCUCCUUCUCAUCCGUCGUCGAUGAUGACCAGUUCUACCUGAUCAGCGCGUGCAAGGACAACAACCCGAUGCUGCGGGACGGCGUGACGGGCGACUGGAUUGGCACCUUCAUCGGGCACAAGGGCGCCGUAUGGCAGGCGCGGCUGUCGUCGGACGCGACGCUGGCGGCGACGGGGUCGGCCGACUUCAGCGCAAAGGUGUGGGACACGCACACGGGCGAGGCGCUGCACACGCUGCAGCACAACCACAUUGUGCGCGCCGUGGCGUUCCCGGCCCAGGCCCGCCCCCAGAUCCUCGCCACCGGCGGCGCCGAGAAGAAACUCCGCAUCUUCGACCUCUCGCGCAGUAGCGGCAGCGGCAGCAACAGCUCGGCCUCUUCGCCCACGGGCACUGGCGCGGGCGCUGACGCUGCUGCGGCGGCCCCGAGCUACGAGAUCGGCCCCGGUGUUCAUGAGGGCACGAUCCGCUCGAUCGUCUGGGCCAAUGACUUGAACGUGCUCAUCACCGCGUCCGAGGAUAAGAAGAUCCGGUGGUGGGACUUGCGCACGCGCAGCACGAUUGGCGAAUACGCCGUCAACGGCACAGUGGGCAGCUGCGAGCUCGAGAACCUGGGAGUGGACGGCAGCCAAGGCGGCGGCGUGCUGAGCGUUGCGGCUGGCAAAAGCGCCUACUUCUUCGAUGGGCGCCAGCCCGCAACUCUGAUCAAGCAGGUCGAGACGCCGUACGAGCUCGCCAGCGUCGCGCUGCACGCCGGACAGGGCAAGUUUGUCACUGGCAGCUCCGGUGACACGUGGGUGCGCGUGUGGGACUUCAACGAAGGCAACGAGCUUGAGAUGGGCAAGGGUCACCACGGCCCCAUCUGGACGACCAGCUUCUCCCCCGACGGCAAGCUCUACGCGACCGGCAGCGAAGACGGCACCAUCAAGUUGUGGAAGUUCACCACGGGCCCGUACGGCCUCUGGAGGUAAAGAGGGGGGAAAGAACCAAGAAGGAAAAAGAGGAAGACCACCCCUGGAUGGACAUGCAUGCAUAUAUAGAGCGCUUAGGCAGCACGCACAAGCACACACAAUUGAUACCCCUCCCAUUUCGCGGC
This is a messenger RNA of Aplosporella prunicola CBS 121167, 1425 nucleotides long. RefSeq lists its product as uncharacterized. Bases 266 to 1300 code for a protein of 344 amino acids. The transcript has 3 exons. Lineage: Eukaryota; Fungi; Ascomycota; Dothideomycetes; Botryosphaeriales; Aplosporellaceae. Gene Ontology annotation, cellular component: SMN complex. The record is from RefSeq and is a predicted model, not a curated record. Gene Ontology annotation, biological process: spliceosomal snRNP assembly. Gene Ontology annotation, molecular function: protein binding; RNA binding.